This is a messenger RNA of Patiria miniata (bat star), 3104 nucleotides long. RefSeq names its product hydroxyacid oxidase 1-like. The record is from RefSeq and is a predicted model, not a curated record. The transcript has 9 exons. The coding region runs from base 595 to 1677 and encodes 360 amino acids. Gene Ontology annotation, molecular function: oxidoreductase activity; FMN binding. Lineage: Eukaryota; Metazoa; Echinodermata; Asteroidea; Valvatida; Asterinidae.
ACACAGCAGUCCGGACAUUUUAAAAGAAAAUACAACACACAUGUACUAUAAUUCUUUUGUGGCAUAAUGGAUUUUUCCAUAAUCGAGAAAGUAAAAGUACGAUGUAGUUUUAAAAAUGGGCCCUAUGGGCUUUCCGACUUGGUCUUUGUCUUUGAAACAACGAAUCCCACUGGCGCUGGCGGCGCGGUCACAGCUCGACCCAGAUCCCGCUUCAUGGCCUUGCCUGCCUGACUGCCACAAAGCACAGUCGUAAAACACGAGGGGAGGCCUUCACGUAGCUGAUUGUUCAGUGGUCACUUCUACUGUUUGUGCACAAAGCAAUGGCCUUCUAGAAGUGUGUACAAACUUAAAAUGACCGAAAGCAUCGAGGCCGCCCGUGUAAUGGUAAGGGACACGGCUCAGCAAGCCAGCCGCGCAAACAAUAUUGAAAAGAAGUUGAAUGCUGCUUUCUAAUCGGACAUGUUUGAUUAUUCUUGUGGUAGAUCGAAGUAUAGGUAGAAUUCUGAUACAACUGUAACACACACGGGCCAGCGUUGCAGCCGUAUUGUUUGCUGUCAGAUUUGGAAAAAAAGUUGAGGGCUGUGAACGAUCAUCAUGGCAUCGGAACCAGUCUGUGUUGAGGACUUUGAGCCUUACCUGAAGGCGAGGGUGUCGGACAGUUUCUGGCAUUACUUCAGAAGCGGGGCAGACGGUGAGCAGACGUUAAGAGACAAUCCACUGGCCUUUCAGAGGUAUCGUCUUCUACCGCGAUGUUUGAGGGACGUGUCUCAACGAGACACCAGCACCUCUAUACUCGGUCAUCGCCUAUCAUUCCCUGUUGGUGUGUCUCCCAUGGGGUGUCAUGCCUUUGUGCAUCGUGAUGGAGAAAUCGCCACUGCGAAGGGUGUAUCAAAUGCUGGGUCUGCCAUGGUUCUCAGUAUGUGGUCCAACAAGAGUCUGGAGGACGUGGCUGCAUCAGUGCACCCUGACACGCCACUGCUGCUUCACCUGAACCUCCUGUUCGACAGAAGCAGAAUGGAGGCGGUGAUCAGACGGGCCGAGGCAGCAUGCUACAAGGCACUAGUGGUAACGGUUGAUCAACCGACGAUGGGGAACAGAAUGCACUUGAGAAGGAGCAUAGAUGUGGACCCGACUAUUACCUGUCCGCAUAUUUUACUUCCUGGAGAGGAGUUGACGCACGAAAAGGCUCGAGCGAUUGUUAACGAGUCAAAAGCUGUGACGUGGAAGGACAUCUUGUGGCUGACGGGAAUUACGUCACUUCCGGUUGUGCUGAAAGGUAUUCUAACAGCUGAAGAUGCAAGAGAAGCUGUGAGGCACGGUGCCGCUGGUAUCCUGGUGUCUAACCACGGUGGUCGGCAGCUGGACGGGGUACCAGCUCCAAUCGAUGUUUUGGCUGAGAUAGUCAACGCCGUACGUGGCUCCAGUGUUGAGGUGUAUGUUGACGGAGGAAUACGCAAAGGCACCGAUGUCCUCAAGGCCCUUGCUCUGGGAGCACGAGCCGUCUUCAUCGGCCGACCGGCAAUCUGGGGGCUCGCUUACGACGGUGAGAAAGGAGUUGAAAAAGUUCUGGGGAUUCUCAAAGAGGAAUUUAGCAGGGCCAUGGCUCUAUGUGGUUGUUCCUCGCUAUCGGAUAUUACACCAGAUUUGAUUGCGACGAUGCCGUACAGCAAGAUGUAGAGCUAAAGUCUGAGAACCAGUUUUUGUUUGAAUUGGAACAACGUAGACCUAGCUAAAUCUGCUAAUUUUCUGCUUAAACUGAGAAGUUAACGGGCCCAGGACUUUACAGAAUAUCCAUAAGCUUCAAGUAGACCCGAGGAAAAACAAAACAACAGAAUGUAGGCUUAAUUAUCACAUAUCACAUUAUCGCUUUAGAGAAAUUUGGUGGGAGCUAACAUACCGGGUUUUUUUUUAAUUGAAAUGAACUGAAUCAGCCAGUUCGGUAUUCCAACUGCGCAUGUGCACAUUCAAAUUUGCCGAUUUUUCUUUUGGGAUAAAAAUUUCAUCGUAUGCGUGCCAAAGUAUAGCGGGGUACCAGCAAAAUUUAGGAAAUCAUCGUGUUCUGAAGUAUAACAUUUUACAAAAACCUUUUGGACAGGGAGGUGUUUUUACGUGUCUUAUGUGUCAAAACCUUUGUGCGAACGAAAGUUCCAUCUCUUUUCGAUUGCACGAAAAAUUGCACAGAUUCGGUUACCAUCCCCCAUAGCCUUGUGUGCAUUUAUCUGCCAAGGUUACCCCGGAAAAAAACUCGUCGAAUCUUGCUGCGCACCAGACUAUUUUGGUAUACCGAACUGGCUUAUUGGAACAGUGUGGUUGCUGCCACCAAGCGUCUGAAAAGUCUCCAAAUGUAAAAACAUAUAUUAAAUCAACGAGAUUCAACGAGAGGCGCCCCUAACAAAUUAUUGACACCACCCUUUCUUUGCAGUUUAUACUGUAGCGUUUUCAGAUUAUCAGUUCUUAAUUAUCAAUUCGUCUUAAUUCUUAGUUAAUCAUCAUUUAGUUAAAUGUUCCUUUUGAACUUGUUUAAAUGAUCAUGCCUGUAUAAUGAUUAAUCCUCCUGAUUGUAAUGCAUUACUCAUAGUUUUCCUAGUAAACAUAAAUGCCUAUGCAGUGUGUAGUCCGUUGUUUUAUACAGAGCAAAUGACGUUUGGAAAAGGGAUGGCACUAUCCCAUUCAGUGACACUUCUUCUCUGGUGACUUGUAUGGCUUAGUAUGUGUUGUAAGCAUGACUGAGUCUUUGCCGGUUACGUCCGAUUGAAAUGUAGAGUGGGCGGACAUAAGAGAUUAAGUGACUAUGAUAGGUUGGGUAAUCAAAUGUGAUUAAAGGUGCGAGCAGAGGAUUAUGUUCGCAAAUCCUCUUGUUAGCAAUAGCAUGCUUUCGUGCCUUGCUGUUGGGCACUCUUCAGUUGCAAAUAGGUGAUUCAAAAAAGAAUCGAGGCUGACUCGCGGAAAAGUUGUGGUUGGGAUUGGUUGUAUUCCAAUCAUGUAUCGUAAGUUUGAAGUGUUGUGGUUACAACCAUGUGACUUUAGUUGGUUUCAACUUGUUCCUCUAGUGAGGAGAGCAAUCGGGUUCGGUUAGUUUUUUGGAAGAGCCGGAGUAGGUCGGG